Messenger RNA from Betta splendens (Siamese fighting fish), 3009 nucleotides. RefSeq names its product islet cell autoantigen 1 (gene ica1). Gene Ontology annotation, cellular component: Golgi apparatus. The transcript is spliced from 13 exons. The coding region runs from base 331 to 1755 and encodes 474 amino acids. Gene Ontology annotation, molecular function: protein domain specific binding. The record is from RefSeq and is a predicted model, not a curated record. Gene Ontology annotation, biological process: regulation of transport. NCBI's taxonomy places the organism in Eukaryota, Metazoa, Chordata, Actinopteri, Anabantiformes, Osphronemidae.
CAGCGUCGUCCGGUGCGCACGGACGAUGCUGAGGUGAGCGAGCAGCCGCGUCCGUCACCUGCCGGAGCUGCUGCUGUCCGUGCGGCGGUCGGAGGAGCAAGACGACGCUUCUUCUACAUGUUCUCAGGCCGCCAGCUUCGUGCGCCACCGUUUCACACUGCGGGAUUUCAUCUGGGCGUCUGCGGGCCGCUGCCGGGUUUGCGCACUUUGGGGCGAGCGAGGCGUCGAUCUCGCUUCGGCUGCGACGGCCGCGUCCAGCUCGUCGCGCCGCCUGGUUCCGAGGACCCGUCGCCGUGUCUUUGUGCUUCAUCCUGCGGGUCAUCCUGAAAAAUGGAGGGAGGGCAUUUCGGAUACUCCCGGGACUACCUUGACCGCUUCAUCCAAAGCCAGGAUUCUUCUGUGGUGAACAAGUUCCAGCAGAAGUACUGGAAAACCAAGCAGACGCUCUUCAAGGUCACCGGGAAGAAAGAGGACGAACACGUGGUGGCGUCGGACGCAGAUCUGGACGCCAAGCUGGAGGUUUUCCACUCCAUCCAGAGAACGUGCAUGGAGCUGUUGAAGGUCAUCGAGCAGUACCAGAGGAGGAUCUGCUUUCUUUCCCAAGAGGAGAACGAGCUGGGCCGCUUCCUGCGCUCCCAGGGCUCCCAGGACAAAACCAGGGCUGGGAAGAUCAUGCAGGCCACGGGGAAAGCGCUGUGCUUCUCCUCCCAGCAGAGACUGGCUCUGAGGAAGCCUCUGUGCCGUUUGUACCAGGAGGUGGAAACCUUCCGCUACCGCGCCAUCUCAGACACGUGGCUGACGGUGAACCGGAUGGAGCAGUCCAGGACCGAGUACCGGGGAGCUCUGCUCUGGAUGAAGGACGUGUCCCAGGAGCUGGAUCCCGACACGCAGAAGCAGAUGGAGAAAUUCCGCAAGGUCCAGGCUCAGGUGCGCACGACCAAAGCAGGCUUUGACAAACUGAAGAACGACGUGUGCCAGAAGGUGGAGCUGCUGGGAGCCAGUCGCUGCAACCUGCUGUCCCACGUCCUCACCACCUACCAGACGACACUUUUGCACUUCUGGGAGAAGACGUCGCACACAAUGGCAGCUAUUCACGAGAGCUUCAAGGGAUGUCAGCAUUACGAGGUGUCCGCGUCCAAGACGUCACAGGAACCCACGGAGAAGCUGGCCAACAAGACGGGCACGAAACCGAAGGCCGGCGCCGAGGAGGGGGGGGAACCCGAGACCGCGGCCGAUCAACUCGUCUCAUUAGCAAAUGAAAACACCAGCGACAAAACCACAGCCAGUGAAGAUCCUUUCGCCGGCGUUUCAGAGCCAGAAGCCGAAGAGGACAGUGCAGCUUUACUGAGCGAGAUCCUGGGUGGUUUGUCUGUGGAUGAGGGCGACUUUUCUCAGCAGUGGACUGAAGUGUUCGGAGACGCCGAUGACAGAACGAGCGCAGCGCCCGGGAAAACACCCGAGUCAAGCCAGCAGAAGGAAAAGUCCUUCUUUCUACCGUCCCAGCUGCUGGACCAGAGCUUGAAUCAGCUGCAGUCUCCUCUCGCAGAUUGGACUGGGAUCGUUCCACAGCCGGACCCAGAAACGGAGCAGGCAUCUGGAGCCAAUCAGAACCUCUCUAAGCCAGCAGCGAAAGCGACAGCAGGGAAACCCAAAGACCUCUCCGCGUGGUUCAACCUGUUCGCCGACUUGGACCCUCUCUCCAACCCCGACGCCAUCGGCAAACCUGACACAGAGCAUGAACUUCACACUGCAUAGUUCCUCGUCAGCAUAGAGACAUGGCGACGACUCAGAUUAGUACCAUUGUUAGUGGGUAUCAACACAAAGCUGCCAUGAGAAACCCUUUUACUAAUCAAUAAAUGUACUGGUGAUAAAAUCCUGUGCGGACUUGAUUAGGCGUUAACAAGGUCAAGUCACAUCUCAAUAUACUUAAAUGCUUCUCAUCAAGUGGCUGUAAAACUUAAUAUAAAAACAUUUUAACGAGACAAAUACUUUCUCAUAAUAGGACAGAUUCUCUAAUCGUGACUUUUUUUUUCUUCUCAACGUGGCAGCAACACAUUUCUAAGAGUGUCCCACUAACAACUAUCUGCUCUCGUGUCCUUGGAAAACAUUCUUAUGAAGCCUGCUGGCCAUCGUUUAGCAUGAAUACCUCAGAAUGAGUUGGGAACAAUAAGCCUUUGACAUUAGCUGCCUUGCAAAUCUGAAGUCUCUCGUAGCAUUUGCGCUUUCUUCACUGUUUUCAUUAAGACAAAUGCAAAUGCGCAAAAUAAGUUAAAAAAAAUAUUGAAAAAAAACAAAGACAACAGUGCAAUACUUAUGUUUACAAGGACAUGCAACGUAUCGAAUGAAGCUCAUAUUAACAAAUGCACUGAUAUAUAUUUUUGUGUCACUAAUAAUUCUGCGAGCACCAAAGCAGAUGCUGAGGGUUUAAACAGCAGAAAGCCGCUCCCUUCGUCAUACAGGAGUUUCCUUUGACAUUUGUUUCUCAUUACUUGAAUAGAAAUGUGUGACGGUAGAAUUAGCAGUUAUGAACACUCCACCUGUCAUUUAUCACUGCAUGAUGCAUGACUUGUUUACGUUUAUACGGUAACUGUGUGAUUGUACUUUUUUUUUUUUUUAUUUAGUAAUUGGACAUGUUUAUAAUUCAGGUAAAGGCUUUAACAGGCAAAUUUGCUCCUUCAUAGUAUUUUCUUAACCAAACAAAAAGAAUGACAUGACAAUACAAUCUAAUGAGUUUACCUACAAUGCUGCAUCAACUGAUCAGAGUAAAUGCCUUAAUCUAAUGUCAUCUGUCUGAAUAUUGUACUCCUUAUAUGGUAUCACUAAAUCUGUGGGUGGACUUAUUUUGAUGUUAAACAUUGUAACAUUUGUUAAUAUUUAUCAACACUCAAAUAUAAUUAAUGUCCCUACAAAGACUACAAUUUGUUUAUGACCACAUGUCAUUUAUUGGUUUAUAAAUGUGUUGGCAUUACUGGACAACAGCCUCUGGAAAAGAUUGCAUACCAUAUCAAA